This is a messenger RNA of Mytilus trossulus (common blue mussel), 1557 nucleotides long. RefSeq lists its product as uncharacterized. The record is from RefSeq and is a predicted model, not a curated record. NCBI's taxonomy places the organism in Eukaryota, Metazoa, Mollusca, Bivalvia, Mytilida, Mytilidae. Bases 1 to 1557 code for a protein of 518 amino acids. The transcript is spliced from 2 exons. Gene Ontology annotation, molecular function: zinc ion binding.
AUGGAUAACUCAAAGAGCGCCAAACAGGAAUGUCAUCUCUGUCAAAGGCGAGACAAAAUUUCCGAGGCAACACAAUGGUGUCGAGAUUGCAUGGAAGCGUUGUGUGAGGAAUGCUUGCAGCUUCACGGUUUUAUGAAACUGUUUGUUGAUCAUAGAGUUGUUCGAAUUGAUGAAAUGAAUUUCCCAUCAAUCGUAGAGGAGCCUGAUUUAAGUAUGAUAUCCGAUUCAUGCCCAGUCCACACGUCGAAAGUUUUGGAAGCUUUCUGUUUUGACCAUCAACAACUUUGUUGUAUUCUUUGCAUAACUUUACAUCAUAGAAAAUGCGAACACGUGCAAGCUAUUGAAGAAAUGCAAAACCUUAAAAAUGACAAAAUAAGCGUGCUCUUGUCUGAAGUAAACGAUAUUAAAGCGAAAGUUGAAAAGGUAAUGAAAGAAAAGAAUGAUGAAAAAGAAAAAAAUGACACUUCUUUUACAGAAAUUGAAGCAGAAGCUAACCAAUUUAUUUUAUCACUCAAAGAUCAGCUAGACAGCCUGUUGGCUGCAUUUAUUAAGAAAUUGGGCAUAACUCGUGAGGAAUCAGAAAAUGCUUUCCAGAACAAAGUGAAAACCUUUGAAAAACUUUCAAAUUAUUUUGAAAAGUUACAUUGUACAACAAAAACUGUUGAGGAACAUGGCACAUUAAACCAAAUGUUUAUUCAUUUUGAAAAAUCAAAAGCCGAAUUAAAGUCAGUGUUGACAGAAGCAAGUUCAGUUAUGAAUACAAGUUCUAUAUCUGAAGCUAGAUUAGUUAAAAAUGCUAAACUAGAUGGUUUCAAUAUAUUUGGAGGCGUUUUUGCGUCAGAUGAAGUAAUUGUCGUAGGCAGCAAAUGUGAAGAAUCAAUUGGGAAAUUAAAGGCUAUUAAUAUCUUGAACGAAAGAAUUGUUGACGAACAUACUUUUUCAACAGUUGUUAAACGACUAGCAUUUGAUUUCGAAUCCGAAUCCCUGUUUGUAUCAUGCUACGGAUCAAAGUUGAGUCGUUUAAAAUUUGUCGAUGCAUUUAAUUCUGAAAUGAAAAUUAAAGAUAACAAUCAUAGAAAUGGAGGUAUUUGCAUAUCUGAUGGAGUUUUAUAUGUCAUCGUCAAUAAAACUGUAAAGAAAAUAAGCUUAGAAAAUCUACAACAGCCAUUAGAGAUGUGUUUUCAAACUAAUACAGAUUGUUAUCACCUCAACGGACUUGAAAUUGAUUCCAAGAACAAUCGUCUUCUGUACACAUCAGAAAAUUAUGAAGUAGUGUGUACAUCGUUUGACGGUAGCGAAAUAUUCAAGUACAAAGACGAGUAUAUGAAGAAAACUACUAGUUUAUGUGUUCAUUUAACAGGAAUUAUACUUAUAGGAGAUGAAUCUGGACAGGUGCAUCUAAUAUCAGAAGACGGGGAACGAAGACGAACCGUUUUGAAUAGCUGUGACAAAUUGAAAACUGUUCGUGAUCUUUGCCUUGACAAGUCCUGUACACGUUUGGCUGUUGUUGGACCCGGUCAUAUAGAACUUUAUGACGUACGUGCUGGAAGUGGAUAG